GAAGCGACAGUAUCAGUAGUUCGGGUCAAGCAGCCCAGUCAGCAGCACACGUCGCUGUCUUUUAUUCCUUUUUCUUUAAAUUAGCCACUUUAAGCUUCGCGAUACCGCCCCCAAUAUCAGCGUCGGUACGGAGCCGCCAGGCCGGGACAGAGUCGGAGAGAGAGGCCUCGGCAAUGGAAGCGCUCGGACCCGGCCCUCCUCCUGCCCCUCCCUCUCUGUUCCAGCCGCCACGGCGUCCCGGCCUUGGCACGGUGGGGAAACCCAUCCGUCUCCUGGCCAACCACUUCCAAGUGCAGAUUCCCAAGAUUGAUGUCUAUCACUAUGAUAUCGACAUCAAGCCUGAGAAACGGCCACGGAGGGUCAACAGGGAGGUGGUGGACACCAUGGUGCGGCACUUCAAGAUGCAGAUCUUUGGAGACCGACAGCCUGGUUAUGAUGGGAAGAGGAACAUGUACACAGCACAUCCACUGCCAAUCGGGAGAGACAGGGUGGAUCUGGAGGUGACCCUACCUGGCGAAGGGAAAGAUCAGACGUUUAAGGUGUCCUUGCAAUGGGUGUCUGUUGUCAGUCUUCAGAUGCUGCUGGAAGCAUUGUCCGGUCAUCUGAACGAGGUCCCGGAGGACUCCGUUCAGGCCCUGGAUGUUAUCACACGGCAUCUCCCUUCCAUGAGAUACACUCCGGUGGGCCGUUCAUUCUUCUCCCCUCCUGAGGGCUACUACCAUCCUCUGGGCGGAGGCAGGGAGGUGUGGUUUGGUUUCCAUCAGUCCGUCCGUCCUGCCAUGUGGAACAUGAUGCUCAACAUCGAUGUGUCGGCCACUGCUUUCUACCGCGCUCAGCCUGUGAUUGAGUUCAUGUGCGAGGUGUUGGAUAUACAGAACAUCAAUGAACAGACCAAACCUUUGACUGACUCGCAGCGGGUCAAAUUCACCAAGGAAAUUAGAGACGUCUCUCGUGUUGGAGCCAUGAAUCAUGUCAGUCCACCUGGUGCAACAGCUAUCCAAGGCUUGAAAGUGGAGGUGACACACUGUGGUCAGAUGAAGAGGAAGUAUCGGGUGUGCAAUGUCACUCGCCGACCAGCCAGCCACCAAACGUUCCCCUUACAGCUCGAGAACGGCCAGGCCAUGGAGUGCACCGUCGCUCAGUAUUUCAAGCAGAAGUAUAAUCUGCAGCUCAAGUAUCCACAUUUACCCUGUCUGCAAGUAGGGCAGGAACAGAAGCACACUUACUUGCCCCUAGAGGUCUGUAACAUAGUAGCAGGCCAACGCUGCAUCAAGAAACUGACCGACAACCAAACAUCCACCAUGAUCAAAGCUACAGCUCGCUCUGCCCCUGACAGACAGGAAGAGAUCAGCAGAUUGGUCAAAAGCAACAGCAUGGUUGGGGGCCCGGACCCAUAUCUGAAGGAAUUUGGCAUUGUGGUUCACAAUGACAUGACCGAGGUUACAGGGCGUGUGCUCCCAGCGCCCAUGCUUCAGUAUGGGGGCCGGGUGAGUACAGAUACAGGGAGAGACUGUGGCAGGGGACUCUCGCCGCAGAAUAAAACGGUGGCCACGCCCAAUCAGGGCGUGUGGGACAUGAGAGGCAAGCAGUUCUACGCCGGCAUCGAGAUCAAGGUCUGGGCUGUGGCCUGCUUUGCGCCACAGAAACAGUGCAGAGAAGACCUGCUCAAGAGCUUCACUGACCAACUGCGUAAGAUCUCAAAGGACGCCGGGAUGCCUAUUCAAGGCCAGCCAUGUUUUUGUAAAUACGCCCAAGGAGCGGACAGUGUGGAGCCCAUGUUUAAGCACCUCAAGAUGUCUUAUGUCGGUCUGCAGCUUAUUGUGGUCAUCCUGCCUGGCAAAACACCCGUCUAUGCUGAGGUGAAGCGGGUGGGUGACACCCUCCUCGGCAUGGCCACCCAGUGUGUCCAGGUGAAGAACGUAGUCAAGACCUCCCCACAAACUCUCUCGAACCUCUGCCUCAAAAUCAAUGCCAAGUUAGGAGGUAUCAACAACGUCCUGGUGCCUCACCAGAGGCCCUCCGUGUUCCAGCAGCCUGUCAUCUUCCUGGGUGCAGAUGUCACGCAUCCUCCAGCGGGUGACGGGAAGAAGCCGUCAAUUGCGGCGGUGGUGGGCAGCAUGGACGGCCACCCCAGCCGUUAUUGUGCUACAGUGCGAGUCCAGACGUCGCGGCAAGACAUGUCCCAGGAGCAACUCUUCAGUCAGGAGGUCAUUCAAGAUCUGACCAACAUGGUGCGGGAGCUGCUGAUCCAGUUUUACAAGUCCACACGCUUCAAGCCUACACGCAUCAUUUAUUACCGCGGUGGAGUUUCCGAGGGCCAGAUGAAACAGGUAGCGUGGCCGGAGCUUAUAGCCAUCAGGAAGGCAUGCAUCAGCCUGGAGGAGGACUACCGGCCCGGCAUCACCUACAUUGUGGUUCAGAAACGUCACCACACCCGACUUUUCUGUUCCGAUAAGGCUGAGAGGGUUGGGAAGAGUGGUAACGUACCAGCUGGCACCACAGUGGACAGCACCAUUACACAUCCGUCCGAGUUUGAUUUCUACCUGUGCAGCCAUGCUGGGAUUCAGGGAACCAGUCGUCCGUCCCACUACCACGUCCUGUGGGAUGACAACUGUUUCACUGCCGACGAACUGCAGCUCCUCACCUACCAGCUGUGCCACACUUACGUCCGCUGCACGCGCUCAGUCUCCAUCCCGGCGCCGGCCUACUACGCCAGGCUGGUGGCCUUCCGUGCCCGAUACCAUCUGGUGGACAAAGACCACGACAGUGCUGAGGGCAGCCAUGUCUCCGGCCAGAGUAACGGCCGCGACCCUCAAGCUUUGGCCAAGGCGGUCCAGAUCCACUACGACACCCAGCACACCAUGUACUUCGCCUGAACAGGCCAGUCCUCCAUCCUCUUAUCAUUUCUUUGCCAGUCUUUCGUCUUGUCUUUUUUUUUUCUUUUCUUUUUUUCCUAAAUCUUCACCAAAGCGGCUCUUUUGACGGGAUCCGACGUCCAGUAGCUUUAUAAGCGGAACGAGCUCCGACGUUCCUCCCGUCGAGCCGCCUCUCUAACCAGCAAUCUUAGCACUGCGAACCCUGAGGUUUUUCCCCGACGCUCAGAAGAAAACGAACAACACCCAUACACGCAUACUACUAGUUGAGCCAUUAUUUUUUAUUAUUAUUUUUUUUUUCUAUCUGAAUGUGUGCACUCGUGUUUUGAACAUACACUGAGCGACGGAGCGAGCGUCCGCGCACCUCCUUUCCGCUCUCCCAGCUAAGCAGGACUCUGAUCUACUUUUACCUCAAAGCCCACCAGGGCAAAAUCUCUCACAAGGUCUUUGGGUUUUAUCGGGCGG
Messenger RNA from Entelurus aequoreus (snake pipefish), 3338 nucleotides. RefSeq names its product argonaute RISC component 4 (gene ago4). Gene Ontology annotation, molecular function: protein binding; RNA binding. The record is from RefSeq and is a predicted model, not a curated record. The transcript is spliced from 20 exons. NCBI's taxonomy places the organism in Eukaryota, Metazoa, Chordata, Actinopteri, Syngnathiformes, Syngnathidae. The coding region runs from base 174 to 2876 and encodes 900 amino acids.